CAGUGAGCACGUUUUCAAUUUCUGGCAGAAAAUAAAUAAAAAAAUGGGUUGGAAAGUCGUUAAGAUGAUUGAGGACGGCCGCAGUCUCAUCACCGCUGUUCCGGAUAGUUGGGAACAGGACGGAUUACUCUUCUGGCCACCGCCAGAAUUGGGAGCAAUUGAGAAGCUGAGACUUAACCUCACUAUAGUUCCCGAUAAAUCCUGGGCUAUUUACAACUGUGAAGUGAAGGCGCAAAGAAUUGAGACAUUUCGGGAUGCUAAGAAAUUGGAAAAGAUGCUUUCCAAUAUCGAGACGGAGAAUGAGGAAGACUUUAUGCUGGACUACAGGCAGAAGAAAAGAAAGAAAAGUGAACCUAAAAUGUCUCUCGCGCAGUUAGACUUUAAUGAAUAUGUUCCCCAAGGAAAUUUCUCUCAGAAGUCUACGCCUCUCAUUGAAUCAAAUAUUUGCCCCGAAAACGCCCCUCGGAUCUCCACGUCUUCCAACGUCACAAACUGCAGUGACAGUAUCCUCUCAUCAUCAGAAAAAUGUCCAGAAGCACCCUCUGCGAUCUCUACGUCAUUGUCUGUCACCACAAAUCGUACUGAUAUGAUUUUCUCACCAAUUCAGUGUCCGGAAAGACACACUGUAGUCGCUUCGUCAUCAUCUAUCGCCAAAAACUGUUCUGAUAUGACUCUAUCAACAAAGAAGUAUUCAGAAAGACCUGUGGCCUCCACGUCGUCCUUGGACGCCUCAAACUGUCCUGUCACUGUUUGCUCACCAUCAAUGCAGUCUCCAGAGAGACCCGCUGUGGGCGCUACGUCUUCGUCUAUCGCCAAAAACCACCCUAACACGUUUCUCUCAUCAAAGACAAAUCAAGAAAGAGCUUCUCUUGUCAUCUCGUCCGACGUCACAAACUACUCCGACAUGCUCGAUUUCAGUGAGUGUCCAGAAGAUUAUCUAGUAUGCACGUCUCCAAGAACGCCUCCUGUAGACUUUACGACCCCUUCUACCUUGACCAAUGCUUCUGGAACCAUGUACCCGCUGGAGCGGGAAAAGCAUUGCGUUUGUUCAGCCAAAUUCACUCAAGACUGUAAGUGCAAAAUCCAAUAUUUUUAAUUCUUUAUGGGUGUGAUUCUUUCAUCAUCACAUAUAUUGUGAUCCUUAAU
This is a messenger RNA of Phlebotomus papatasi, 1146 nucleotides long. RefSeq lists its product as uncharacterized. The record is from RefSeq and is a predicted model, not a curated record. The transcript is spliced from 2 exons. Lineage: Eukaryota; Metazoa; Arthropoda; Insecta; Diptera; Psychodidae. Bases 44 to 1096 code for a protein of 350 amino acids.